UCUGAUGAGUGUUGCCAUUGAAGGAAGAAGUGUUUUCGAUCAGCUCUUUCAAAGUGAACCCAGAGGAGGGUAUUAUUAUCCAACAGCAUCACAGCAGGGUUACUACGUACAACCUCAAAGAUCCCGAGACCGACCAGAGCAGCAGCAGCAUCACCGAUCCUAUAAGGAUAUUUGCCGCAUGGUCAACACAAAUGGCUUCUCAAAUCCUGGCAAUAUUCCCCGAUGUCCUUACUAGAUUAAGUGACUUGUUUUUAUUGAAAUUGUGUUGCC
Messenger RNA from Drosophila grimshawi, 270 nucleotides. RefSeq lists its product as uncharacterized. The transcript has a single exon. NCBI's taxonomy places the organism in Eukaryota, Metazoa, Arthropoda, Insecta, Diptera, Drosophilidae. The record is from RefSeq and is a predicted model, not a curated record. The coding region runs from base 5 to 235 and encodes 76 amino acids.